AUGCCACCAUACCAAUUCCCCCCAUCCCCCCUCCCUCCCCUUUUCCAGGCCCUCUGUGACACGCUCUCAGCGCUGCACACGGCCCGUCUCCCCGCCCACCUGCCUGCCUGCGUGUGCUCUCAAGAUUCAGCUCGCCCUUUCUUCCUCCCUCUCCCUCCCCGUCCCCUCCCCACCCACCAGGCUCUCUUUGAUGCGCUCUCAGCGCUACAAACGGCCCGCGUUGGACCAUUUCUCUCGCCUGCUAUCCCACCUUGCCUUCAUCUGCCAUCCGCCUCGCCUCCCGAUCUGCUGACACUCUUGCGCUUCCUCCCCUCCUCUCCCCGUGCCGCUUCCCCUCCCCCUUUCCAGGCGCUGGAGCAUUUCUCGCGCCUGCUGACCCACCUCGCAUUCAUCUGCCACCUGCCAUCCACCUCACCUCCCGAUCUUUUGGAGCUCUCUCGCUUUCUCGCCCACUUCCGCGCCCUCAACCCCGGCCCCGUCGCCCGCGCUGCCCUGCAGGUAGGUGUUAUGGCUGGUGGCACUGGUGGUGCUGCCGGUGCUGGCACUACCCAUGUGCAGUGCAACUCGCCCACUUCCGCGCCCUCGACCCGGGCCCAGUCGCCCGCGCUGCCCUGCAGGUGUGCUUCGGCUGCACGUGAGCAGGUGUGUUUGUUGGCAGGCACUGCAGGUGGGUUGGCUGUGUGUGUGCUGGCUAGGUAUGCUGGUGUGCAGAUGGUGGGAGAGGCGUGCAUCCCAGCACUCUCUCUGCUUUGCAGAGUUGCUGCUUCUUUGAGGCGGUCUCAUUCUCGCUGCACUCUCCGACUCUCUGCAGACCCCACAGACGCCGUCAUUCACUCGCUGCACCUUCCAACUCUCCCAUCCCGUCCCCUGGUGUCCCCUCCCCGCUCCUCCCCUUCCCUCUCCUCCUCCUUCCCCCACCAGCUGUCGCUCCUCUGUGAUGGUCUCAUUCUCGGCCACGACCCCACAGGCCUGCUGCUGCUGCGAGACGGCCUCAUUCUCGGCCACGACCCCACAGACGUAAUCAUGCAUUCGCUGCACCUACCGCCUGCCCUGCUGCCCCCGGCUGGAGCUGCUGCAGACAGUGGUGGGGACGCGGGAGGUAGUGGUGGCGGUGGUGGGGAUGCGAACUCCAGUGCAGCUUUAGGGAAGUUUGUCAAGAAGGCAUCACAUGCCGUGCAGGCGGUGCUGAAAGCGCAGUGCAGCAACAGCGCACGGGAGAGGCGAAUGCUGGCCAAGCUGCUGCCCGACUGGAGCCACCUCCUCACUCUGGCGGGCGAUGUGGACGCGUGUGAUGCCGUGGAGCGCUACACCACCGCCUCCUUCGCCCAGAGGUGCAUGUUCGAGAGGUGCAUGUUCGAGAGGUGCAUGUUCGAGAGGUGCAUGUUCGAGAGGUGCAUGUUCGAGAGGUGCAUGUUCGAGAGGUGCAUGUUCGAGAGGUGCAUGUUCGAGAGGUGCAUGUUCGAGAGGUGCAUGUUCGAGAGGUGCAUGUUCGAGAGGUGCAUGUUCGAGAGGUGCAUGUUCGAGAGGUGCAUGUUCGAGAGGUGCAUGUUCGAGAGGUGCAUGUUCGAGAGGUGCAUGUUCGAGAGGUGCAUGUUCGAGAGGUGCAUGUUCGAGAGGUGCAUGUUCGAGAGGUGCAUGUUCGAGAGGUGCAUGUUCGAGAGGUGCAUGUUCGAGAGGUGCAUGUUCGAGAGGUGCAUGUUCGAGAGGUGCAUGUUCGAGAGGUGCAUGUUCGAGAGGUGCAUGUUCGAGAGGUGCAUGUUCGAGAGGUGCAUGUUCGAGAGGUGCAUGUUCGAGAGGUGCAUGUUCGAGAGGUGCAUGUUCGAGAGGUGCAUGUUCGAGAGGUGCAUGUUCGAGAGGUGCAUGUUCGAGAGGUGCAUGUUCGAGAGGUGCAUGUUCGAGAGGUGCAUGUUCGAGAGGUGCAUGUUCGAGAGGUGCAUGUUCGAGAGGUGCAUGUUCGAGAGGUGCAUGUUCGAGAGGUGCAUGUUCGAGAGGUGCAUGUUCGAGAGGUGCAUGUUCGAGAGGUGCAUGUUCGAGAGGUGCAUGUUCGAGAGGUGCAUGUUCGAGAGGUGCAUGUUCGAGAGGUGCAUGUUCGAGAGGUGCAUGUUCGAGAGGUGCAUGUUCGAGAGGGGCAUGUUCGAGAGGUGCAUGUUCGAGAGGUGCAUGUUCGAGAGGUGCAUGUUCGAGAGGUGCAUGUUCGAGAGGUGCAUGUUCGAGAGGUGCAUGUUCGAGAGGUGCAUGUUCGAGAGGUGCAUGUUCGAGAGGUGCAUGUUCGAGAGGGUGCAUGUUCGAGAGGUGCAUGUUCGAGAGGUGCAUGUUCGAGAGGGCAUGUUCGAGAGGUGCAUGUUCGAGAGGUGCAUGUUCGAGAGGUGCAUGUUCGAGAGGUGCAUGUUCGAGAGGUGCAUGUUCGAGAGGUGCACUGUUCGAGAGGGCAUGUUCGAGAGGUGCAUGUUCGAGAGGUGCAUGUUCGAGAGGUGCAUGUUCGAGAGGUGCAUGUUCGAGAGGUGCAUGUUCGAGAGGUGCAUGUUCGAGAGGUGCAUGUUCGAGAGGUGCAUGUUCGAGAGGUGCAUGUUCGAGAGGUGCAUGUUCGAGAGGUGCAUGUUCGAGAGGUGCAUGUUCGAGAGGUGCAUGUUCGAGAGGUGCAUGUUCGAGAGGUGCAUGUUCGAGAGGUGCAUGUUCGAGAGGUGCAUGUUCGAGAGGUGCAUGUUCGAGAGGUGCAUGUUCGAGAGGUGCAUGUUCGAGAGGUGCCUGUUCGAGAGGUGCAUGUUCGAGAGGUGCAUGUUCGAGAGGUGCAUGUUUCGAGAGGUGCAUGUUCGAGAGGUGCAUGUUCGAGAGGUGCAUGUCGAGAGGUGCAUGUCCGAGAGGUGCAUGUUCGAGAGGUGCAUGUUCGAGAGGUGCAUGUUCGAGAGGUGCAUGUUCGAGAGGUGCAUGUUCGAGAGGUGCAUGUUCGAGAGGUGCAUGUUCGAGAGGUGCAUGUUCGAGAGGUGCAUGUUCGAGAGGUGCAUGUUCGAGAGGUGCAUGUUCGAGAGGUGCAUGUUCGAGAGGUGCAUGUUCGAGAGGUGCAUGUUCGAGAGGUGCAUGUUCGAGAGGUGCAUGUUCGAGAGGUGCAUGUUCGAGAGGUGCAUGUUCGAGAGGUGCAUGUUCGAGAGGUGCAUGUUCGAGAGGUGCAUGUUCGAGAGGUGCAUGUUCGAGAGGUGCAUGUUCGAGAGGUGCAUGUUCGAGAGGUGCAUGUUCGAGAGGUGCAUGUUCGAGAGGUGCCAUGUUCGAGAGGUGCAUGUUCGAGAGGUGCAUGUCGAGAGGUGCAUGUUCGAGAGGUGCAUGUUCGAUGAGGUGCACAUGUUCGAGAGGUGCAUGUUCGAGAGGUGCAUGUUCGAGAGGUGCAUGUUCGAGAGGUGCAUGUCGAGAGGUGCAUGUUCGAGAGGUGCAUGUUCGAGAGGUGCAUGUUCGAGAGGUGCAUGUUCGAGAGGUGCAUGUUCGAGAGGUGCAUGUUCGAGAGGUGCAUGUUCGAGAGGUGCAUGUUCGAGAGGUGCAUGUUCGAGAGGUGCAUGUUCGAGAGGUGCAUGUUCGAGAGGUGCAUGUUCGAGAGGUGCAUGUUCGAGAGGUGCAUGUUCGAGAGGUGCAUGUUCGAGAGGUGCAUGUUCGAGAGGUGCAUGUUCGAGAGGUGCAUGUUUCGAGAGGUGCAUGUUCGAGAGGUGCAUGUUCGAGAGGUGCAUGUUCGAGAGGUGCAUGUUCGAGAGGUGCAUGUUCGAGAGGUGCAUGUUCGAGAGGUGCAUGUUCGAGAGGUGCAUGUUCGAGAGGUGCAUGUUCGAGAGGUGCAUGUUCGAGAGGUGCAUGUUCGAGAGGUGCAUGUUCGAGAGGUGCAUGUUCGAGAGGUGCAUGUUCGAGAGGUGCAUGUUCGAGAGGUGCAUGUUCGAGAGGUGCAUGUUCGAGAGGCAUGUCGAGAGGGCAUGUUCGAGAGGUGCAUGUUCGAGAGGUGCAUGUUCGAGAGGUGCAUGUUCGAGAGGUGCAUGUUCGAGAGGUGCAUGUUCGAGAGGUGCAUGUUCGAGAGGUGCAUGUUCGAGAGGUGCAUGUUCGAGAGGUGCAUGUUCGAGAGGUGCAUGUUCGAGAGGUGCAUGUUCGAAGAGGUGCAUGUUCGAGAGGUGCAUGUUCGAGAGGUGCAUGUUCGAGAGGUGCAUGUUCGAGAGGUGCAUGUUCGAGAGGUGCAUGUUCGAGAGGUGCAUGUUCGAGAGGUGCAUGUUCGAGAGGUGCAUGUUCGAGAGGUGCAUGUUCGAGAGGUGCAUGUUCGAGAGGUGCAUGUUCGAGAGGUGCAUGUUCGAGAGGUGCAUGUUCGAGAGGUGCAUGUUCGAGAGGUGCAUGUUCGAGAGGUGCAUGUUCGAGAGGUGCAUGUUCGAGAGGUGCAUGUUCGAGAGGUGCAUGUUCGAGAGGUGCAUGUUCGAGAGGUGCAUGUUCGAGAGGUGCAUGUUCGAGAGGUGCAUGUUCGAGAGGUGCAUGUUCGAGAGGUGCAUGUUCGAGAGGUGCAUGUUCGAGAGGUGCAUGUUCGAGAGGUGCAUGUUCGAGAUGGUGCAUGUUCGAGAGGUGCAUGUUCGAGAGGUGCAUGUUCGAGAGGUGCAUGUUCGAGAGGUGCAUGUUCGAGAGGUGCAUGUUCGAGAGGUGCAUGUUCGAGAGGUGCAUGUUCGAGAGGUGCAUGUUCGAGAGGUGCAUGUUCGAGAGGUGCAUGUUCGAGAGGUGCAUGUUCGAGAGGUGCAUGUUCGAGAGGUGCAUGUUCGAGAGGUGCAUGUUCGAGAGGUGCAUGUUCGAGAGGUGCAUGUUCGAGAGGUGCAUGUUCGAGAGGUGCAUGUUCGAGAGGUGCAUGUUCGAGAGGUGCAUGUUCGAGAGGUGCAUGUUCGAGAGGUGCAUGUUCGAGAGGUGCAUGUUCGAGAGGUGCAUGUUCGAGAGGGCAUGUUCGAGAGGUGCAUGUUCGAGAGUGCAUGUUCGAGCGUGCAUGUUCGAGAGAGGUGCAUGUUCGAGAGGUGCAUGUUCGAGAGGUGCAUGUUCGAGAGGUGCAGUUUCGAGAUGUGCAUGUUCGAGAGGUGCAUGUUCGAGAGGUGCAUGUUCGAGAGGUGCAUGUUCGAGAGGUGCAUGUUCGAGAGGUGCAUGUUCGAGAGGUGCAUGUUCGAGAGGUGCAUGUUCGAGAGGUGCAUGUUCGAGAGGUGCCAUGUUCGAGAGGUGCAUGUUCGAGAGGUGCAUGUUCGAGAUGGCUUGUUCGAGAGGUGCAUGUUCGAGAGGUGCAUGUUCGAGAGGUGCAUGUUCGAGAGGUGCAUGUCGAGAGGUGCAUGUCGAGAGGUGCAUGUUCGAGAGAGGUGCAUGUUCGAUGAGGUGCAUGUUCGAGAGGUGCAUGUUCGAGAGGUGCAUGUUCGAGAGGUGCAUGUUCGAGAGGUGCAAUGUUCGAGAGGUGCAUGUUCGAGAGGUGGCAUGUUCGAGAGGUGCAUGUUCGAGAGGUGCAUGUUCGAGAGGUGCAUGUUCGAGAGGUGCAUGGUUCGAGAGGUGCAUGUUCGAGAGGUGCAUGUUCGAGAGGUGCAUGUUCGAGAGGUUGGCAUGAUUCGAGAGGUGCAUGUUCGAGAGGUGCAUGUUCGAGAGGUGCAUGUUCGAGAGGUGCAUGUUCGAGAGGUGCAUGUUCGAGAGGUGCAUGUUCGAGAGGUGCAUGUUCGAGAGGUGCAUCGUUCGAGAGGUGCAUGUUCGAGAGGUGCUGUUCGAGAGGUGCAUGUUCGAGAGGUGCAUGUUCGAGAGGGCAUGUUCGAGAGGUGCAUGUUCGAGAGGUGCAUGUUCGAGAGGUGCAUGUUCGAGAGGUGCAUGUUCGAGAGGUGCAUGUUCGAGAGGUGCAUGUCGAGAGAGGUGCAUGUUCGAGAGGUGCAUGUUCGAGAGGUGCAUGUUCGAGAGGUGCAUGUUCGAGAGGUGCAUGUUCGAGAGGUGCAUGUUCGAGAGGUGCAUGUUCGAGAGGUGCAUGUUCGAGAGGUGCAUGUUCGAGAGGUGCAUGUUCGAGAGGUGCAUGUUCGAGAGGUGCAUGUUCGAGAGGUGCAUGUUCGAGAGGUGCAUGUUCGAGAGGUGCAUGUUCGAGAGGUGCAUGUUCGAGAGGUGCAUGUUCGAGAGGUGCAUGUUCGAGAGGUGCAUGUUCGAGAGGUGCAUGUUCGAGAGGUGCAUGUUCGAGAGGUGCAUGUUCGAGAGGUGCAUGUUCGAGAGGUGCAUGUUCGAGAGGUGCAUGUUCGAGAGGUGCAUGUUCGAGAGGUGCAUGUUCGAGAGGUGCAUGUUCGAGAGGUGCAUGUUCGAGAGGUGCAUGUUCGAGAGGUGCAUGUUCGAGAGGUGCAUGUUCGAGAGGUGCAUGUUCGAGUAGGUGCAUGUUCGAGAGGUGCAUGUUCGAGAGGUGCAUGUUCGAGAGGUGCAUGUUCGAGAGGUGCAUGUUCGAGAGGUGCAUGUUCGAGAGGUGCAUGUUCGAGAGGUGCAUGUUCGAGAGGUGCAUGUUCGAGAGGUGCAUGUUCGAGAGGUGCAUGUUCGAGAGGUGCAUGUUCGAGAGGUGCAUGUUCGAGAGGUGCAUGUCGAGAGGUGCAUGUUCGAGAGGUGCAUGUUCGAGAGGUGCAUGUUCGAGAGGUGCAUGUUCGAGAGGUGCAUGUUCGAGAGGUGCAUGUUCGAGAGGUGCAUGUUCGAGAGGUGCAUGUUCGAGAGGUGCAUGUUCGAGAGGUGCAUGUUCGAGAGGUGCAUGUUCGAGAGGUGCAUGUUCGAGAGGUGCAUGUUCGAGAGGUGCAUGUUCGAGAGGUGCAUGUUCGAGAGGUGCAUGUUCGAGAGGUGCAUGUUCGAGAGAGGUGCAUGUUCGAGAGGGUGCAAUGUUCGAGAGGUGCAUGUUCGAGAGGUGCAUGUUCGAGAGGUGCAUGUUCGAGAGGUGCAUGUUCGAGAGGUGCAUGUUCGAGAGGUGCAUGUUCGAGAGGUGGCAUGUUCGAGAGGUGCAUGUUCGAGAGGUGCAUGUUCGAGAGGUGCAUGUUCGAGAGGUGCAUGUUCGAGAGGUGCAUGUUCGAGAGGUGCAUGUUCGAGAGGUGCAUGUUCGAGAGGUGCAUGUUCGAGAGGUGCAUGUUCGAGAGGUGCAUGUUCGAGAGGUGCAUGUUCGAGAGGUGCAUGUUCGAGAGGUGCAUGUUCGAGAGGUGCAUGUUUCGAGAGAGGUGCAUGUUCGAGAGGUGCAUGUUCGAGAGGUGCAUGUUCGAGAGGUGCAUGUUCGAGAGGUGCAUGUUCGAGAGGUGCAUGUUCGAGAGGUGCAUGUUCGAGAGGUGCAUGUUCGAGAGGUGCAUGUUCGAGAGGUGCAUGUUCGAGAGGUGCAUGUUCGAGAGGUGCAUGUUCGAGAGGUGCAUGUUCGAGAGGUGCAUGUUCGAGAGGUGCAUGUUCGAGAGGUGCAUGUUCGAGAGGUGCAUGUUCGAGAGGUGCAUGUUCGAGAGGUGCAUGUUCGAGAGGUGCAUGUUCGAGAGGUGCAUGUUCGAGAGGUGCAUGUUCGAGAGGUGCAUAGUUCGAGAGGUGCAUGUUCGAGAGGUGCAUGUUCGAGAGGACGGUGCAUGUUCGAGAGUGUGCAUGUUCGAGAGGUGCAUGUUCGAGAGGUGCAUGUUCGAGAGGUGCACUGUUCGAGAGGUUGCAUGUUCGAGAGCGUGCAUGUUUCGAGAGGUGCAUGUUCGAGAGGUGCAUUUUUCGAGAGGUGCAUGUUCGAGAGGUGCAUGUUCGAGAGGUCUGCAUGUUCGAGGAGGUGUCAUGUUCGAAGAGGGUGCAGUUCGAGAUGUGCAUGUUCGAGAGGUGCAUGUUCGAGAGGGUGCAUUGUUCGAGAGGUGCAUGUUCGAGAGGUUGCAUGUUCGAGAGGUGCAUGUUUCGAGAGGUGCAUGUCGAGAGGUGCAUGUUCGGAGAGGUCGCAUGUUCGAGAGGUUGCAUGUUCGAGAGGUGCAUGUCUCGAGAGGUGCAUUGUUCGAGAGGUGCAUGUUCGAGAGGUGCAUGUUCGAGAGGUGCAUGUUCGAGAGGUGCAUGUUCGAGAGGUGCAUGUUCGAGAGGUGCAUGUUCGAGAGGUGCAUGUUCGAGAGGUGCAUGUUCGAGAGGUGCAUGUUCGAGAGGUGCAUGUUCGAGAGGUGCAUGUUCGAGAGGUGCAUGUUCGAGAGGUGCAUGUUCGAGAGGUGCAUGUUCGAGAGGUGCAUGUUCGAGAGGUGCAUGUUCGAGAGGUGCAUGUUCGAGAGGUGCAUGUUCGAGAGGUGCAUGUUCGAGAGGUGCAUGUUCGAGAGGUGCAUGUUCGAGAGGUGCAUGUUCGAGAGGUGCAUGUUCGAGAGGUGCAUGUUCGAGAGGUGCAUGUUCGAGAGGUGCAUGUUCGAGAGGUGCAUGUUCGAGAGGUGCAUGUUCGAGAGGUGCAUGUUCGAGAGGUGCAUGUUCGAGAGGUGCAUGUUCGAGAGGUGCAUGUUCGAGAGGUGCAUGUUCGAGAGGUGCAUGUUCGAGAGGUGCAUGUUCGAGAGGUGCAUGUUCGAGAGGUGCAUGUUCGAGAGGUGCAUGUUCGAGAGGUGCAUGUUCGAGAGGUGCAUGUCGAGAGGGGCAUGUUCGAGGAGGUGCAUGUUCGAGAGGUGCAUGUUCGAGAGGUGCAUGUUCGAGAGGUGCAUGUUCGAGAGGUGCAUGUUCGAGGAGGUGCAUGUUCGAGAGGUGGCAUGUUCGAGAGAGGUGCAUGUUCGAGAGGUGCAUGUUCGAGAGGUGCAUGUUCGGAGAGGUGCAUGUUCGAGAGGUGCAUGUUCGAGAGGUGCAUGUUCGAGAGGUGCAUGUUCGAGAGGUGCCAUGUUCGAGAGGUGCAUGUUCGAGAGGUGCAUGUUCGAGAGGUGCAUGUUCGAGAGGUGCAUGUUCGAGAGGUGCAUGUUCGAGAGGUGCAUGUUCGAGAGGUGCAUGUUCGAGAGGUGCAUGUUCGAGAGGUGCAUGUUCGAGAGGUGCAUGUUCGAGAGGUGCAUGUUCGAGAGGUGCAUGUUCGAGAGGUGCAUGUUCGAGAGGUGCAUGUUCGAGAGGUGCAUGUUCGAGAGGUGCAUGUUCGAGAGGUGCAUGUUCGAGAGGUGCAUGUUCGAGAGGUGCAUGUUCGAGAGGUGCAUGUUCGAGAGGUGCAUGUUCGAGAGGUGCAUGUUCGAGAGGUGCAUGUUCGAGAGGUGCAUGUUCGAGAGGUGCAUGUUCGAGAGGUGCAUGUUCGAGAGGUGCAUGUUCGAGAGGUGCAUGUUCGAGAGGUGCAUGUUCGAGAGGUGCAUGUUCGAGAGGUGCAUGUUCGAGAGGUGCAUGUUCGAGAGGUGCAUGUUCGAGAGGUGCAUGUUCGAGAGGUGCAUGUUCGAGAGGUGCAUGUUCGAGAGGUGCAUGUUCGAGAGGUGCAUGUUCGAGAGGUGCAUGUUCGAGAGGUGCAUGUUCGAGAGGUGCAUGUUCGAGAGGUGCAUGUUCGAGAGGUGCAUGUUCGAGAGGUGCAUGUUCGAGAGGUGCAUGUUCGAGAGGUGCAUGUUCGAGAGGUGCAUGUUCGAGAGGUGCAUGUUCGAGAGGUGCAUGUUCGAGAGGUGCAUGUUCGAGAGGUGCAUGUUCGAGAGGUGCAUGUUCGAGAGGUGCAUGUUCGAGAGGUGCAUGUUCGAGAGGUGCAUGUUCGAGAGGUGCAUGUUCGAGAGGUGCAUGUUCGAGAGGUGCAUGUUCGAGAGGUGCAUGUUCGAGAGGUGCAUGUUCGAGAGGUGCAUGUUCGAGAGGUGCAUGUUCGAGAGGUGCAUGUUCGAGAGGUGCAUGUUCGAGAGGUGCAUGUUCGAGAGGUGCAUGUUCGAGAGGUGCAUGUUCGAGAGGUGCAUGUUCGAGAGGUGCAUGUUCGAGAGGUGCAUGUUCGAGAGGUGCAUGUUCGAGAGGUGCAUGUUCGAGAGGUGCAUGUUCGAGAGGUGCAUGUUCGAGAGGUGCAUGUUCGAGAGGUGCAUGUUCGAGAGGUGCAUGUUCGAGAGGUGCAUGUUCGAGAGGUGCAUGUUCGAGAGGUGCAUGUUCGAGAGGUGCAUGUUCGAGAGGUGCAUGUUCGAGAGUUUCGAGGAGGUGCAGUUCGAGAGGUGCAUGGUUCGAGAGGUGCAUGUUCGAGAGGUGCAUGUUCGGAGGUGCAUGUUCGAGAGGUGGCAUGUUCGAGAGGUGCAUGUUCGAGAGGUGCUAUGUUCGAGAGGUGCAUGUUCGAGAGGUGCAUGUCGAGAGGUGCUGUUCGAGAGGUGCAUGUUCGAGAGGUGCAUGUUCGAGAGGUGCAUGUUCGAGAGGUGCAUGUUGAGAGGGCAUGUUGCGAGAGGUGCAUGUUCGCGCCAGGUGCAGGUUCGAGAGUGCAUGUUCGAGAGGUGCAUGUUCGAGAGGUGCAUGUUCGAGAGGUUGCAUCGUUCGAGAGGUGCAUUGUUAGGAGUGCAUGUUCGAGAGGUGCAUGUUCGAGAUGUGCAUGUUCGAGAGGUGCACGUUCGAGAGGUGCAUGUUCGAGAGGUGCCUGUUCGAGAGGUGCAUGUUCGAGAGGUGCAUGUUCGAGAGGUGCAUGUUCGAGAGGUGCAUGUUUCGAGAGGUGCAUGUUCGAGAGGUGCAUGUUCGAGAGGUGCAUGUUCGAGAGGUUGCAUGUUCGAGAGUGUGCAUGUUCGAGAGGUGCAUGUUCGAGAGGUGCAUGUUCGAGAGGUGCAUGUUCGAGAGGUGCAUGUUCGAGAGGUGCAUGUUCGAGAGGUGCAUGUUCGAGAGGUGCAUGUUCGAGAGGUGCAUGUUCGAGAGGCUGCGCAUGUUCGAGAGUUCGAGAGGUGCAUGUUGAGAGGUGCAUGUUCGAGAGGUGGCAUUGUUCGAGAGGUGCAUGUUCGAGAGGGUGCAUGUUUCGAGAGGUGCAUGUUCGAGAGGUGCAUGUUCGAGAGGUGCAUGUUCGAGAGGGUUCGAGGCAUGUUCGAGAGGUGCAUGUCGAGAGGUUCAUGUUCGAGAGGUGCAUGUUCGAGAGGUGCAUGUUCGAGAGGUGCAUGUUCGAGAGGUGAGAGGUGCAUGUUCGAGAGGUGCAUGUUCGAGAGGUGCAUGUUCGAGAGGUGCAUGUUCGAGAGGUGCAUGUUCGAGAGGUGCAUGUUCGAGAGGUGCAUGUUCAGAGAGGUGCAUGUUCGAGAGGUGCAUGUUCGAGAGGUGCAUGUUCGAGAGGUGCAUGUUCGAGAGGCUGGCAUGUUCGAGAGGUGCAUGUUCGAGAGGUGCAUAGGUGCAUGUUCGAGGGUGCAUGUUCGAGAGGUGCAUGCUUCCAGAGGUGCAUGUUCGAGGGGAGAGGUGCAUGUUCGAGAGGUGCAUGUUCGAGAGGUGCAUGUUCGAGAGGUGCAUGUUCGAGAGGUGCAUGUUCGAGAGGUGCAUGUUCGAGAGGUGCAUGUUCGAGAGGUGCAUGUUCGAGAGGUGCCUGUUCGAGAGGUGCAUGUUCGAGAGGUGCAUGUUCGAGAGGUGCAUGUUCGAGAGGUGCAUGUUCGAGAGGUGCAGUUCGAGAGGUGCAUGUUCGAGAGGUGCAGUUCGAGAGGUGGCAUGUUCGAGAGGUGCAUGUUCGAGAGGUGCAUGUUCGAGAGGUGCAUGUUUCGAGAGGUGCAUGUUCGAGAGGUGCAUGUUCGAGAGGUGCAUGUUCGAGAGGUGCAUGUUCGAGAGGUGCAUGUUCGAGAGGUGCAUGUUCGAGAGGUGCAUGUUCGAGAGGUGCAUGUUCGAGAGGUGCAUGUUCGAGAGGUGCAUGUUCGAGAGGUGCAUGUUCGAGAGGUGCAUGUUCGAGAGGUGCAUGUUCGAGAGGUGCAUGUUCGAGAGGUGCAUGUUCGAGAGGUGCAUGUUCGAGAGGUGCAUGUUCGAGAGGUGCAUGUUCGAGAGGUGCAUGUUCGAGAGGUGCAUGUUCGAGAGGUGCAUGUUCGAGAGGUGCAUGUUCGAGAGGUGCAUGUUCGAGAGGUGCAUGUUCGAGAGGUGCAUGUUCGAGAGGUGCAUGUUCGAGAGGUGCAUGUUCGAGAGGUGCAUGUUCGAGAGGUGCAUGUUCGAGAGGUGCAUGUUCGAGAGGUGCAUGUUCGAGAGGUGCAUGUUCGAGAGGUGCAUGUUCGAGAGGUGCAUGUUCGAGAGGUGCAUGUUCGAGAGAGGUGCAUGUUCGAGAGGUGCAUGUUCGAGAGGUGCAUGUUCGAGAGGUGCAUGUUCGAGAGGUGCAUGUUCGAGAGGUGCAUGUUCGAGAGGUGCAUGUUCGAGAGGUGCAUGUUCGAGAGGUGCAUGUUCGAGAGGUGCAUGUUCGAGAGGUGCAUGUUCGAGAGGUGCAUGUUCGAGAGGUGCAUGUUCGAGAGGUGCAUGUUCGAGAGGUGCAUGUUCGAGAGGUGCAUGUUCGAGAGGUGCAUGUUCGAGAGGUGCAUGUUCGAGAGGUGCAUGUUCGAGAGGUGCAUGUUCGAGAGGUGCAUGUUCGAGAGGUGCAUGUUCGAGAGGUGCAUGUUCGAGAGGUGCAUGUUCGAGAGGUGCAUGUUCGAGAGGUGCAUGUUCGAGAGGUGCAUGUUCGAGAGGUGCAUGUUCGAGAGGUGCAUGUUCGAGAGGUGCAUGUUCGAGAGGUGCAUGUUCGAGAGGUGCAUGUUCGAGAGGUGCAUGUUCGAGAGGUGCAUGUUCGAGAGGUGCAUGUUCGAGAGGUGCAUGUUCGAGAGGUGCAUGUUCGAGAGGUGCAUGUUCGAGAGGUGCAUGUUCGAGAGGUGCAUGUUCGAGAGGUGCAUGUUCGAGAGGUGCAUGUUCGAGAGGUGCAUGUUCGAGAGGUGCAUGUUCGAGAGGUGCAUGUUCGAGAGGUGCAUGUUCGAGAGGUGCAUGUUCGAGAGGUGCAUGUUCGAGAGGUGCAUGUUCGAGAGGUGCAUGUUCGAGAGGUGCAUGUUCGAGAGGUGCAUGUUCGAGAGGUGCAUGUUCGAGAGGUGCAUGUUCGAGAGGUGCAUGUUCGAGAGGUGCAUGUUCGAGAGGUGCAUGUUCGAGAGGUGCAUGUUCGAGAGGUGCAUGUUCGAGAGGUGCAUGUUCGAGAGGUGCAUGUUCGAGAGAGGUUGCAUGUUCGAGAGGUGCAUGUUCGAGAGGUGCAUGUUCGAGAGGUGCAUGUUCGAGAGGUGCAUGUUCGAGAGGUGCAUGUUCGAGAGGUGCAUGUUCGAGAGGUGCAUGUUCGAGAGGUGCAUGUUCGAAGAGGUGCAUGUUCGAGAGGUGCAUGUUCGAGAGGUGCAUGUUCGAGAGGUGCAUGUUCGAGAGGUGCAUGUUCGAGAGGUGCAUGUUCGAGAGGUGCAUGUUCGAGAGGUGCAUGUUCGAGAGGUGCAUGUUCGAGAGGUGCAUGUUCGAGAGGUGCAUGUUCGAGAGGUGCAUGUUCGAGAGGUGCAUGUUCGAGAGGUGCAUGUUCGAGAGGGGGUGCAUGUUCGAGAGGUGCAUGUUCGAGAGGUGCAUGUUCGAGAGGUGCAUGUUCGAGAGGUGCAUGUUCGAGAGGUGCAUGUUCGAGAGGUGCAUGUAUUCGAGAGUUGCAUGUUCGAGAGGUGCAUGUUCGAGAGGUGCAUGUUCGAGAGGUGCAUGUUCGAGAGGUGCAUGUUCGAGAGGUGCAUGUUCGAGAGGUGCAUGUUCGAGAGGUGCAUGUUCGGAGAGGUGCAUGUUCGAGAGGUGCAUGUUCGAGAGGUGCAUGUUCGAGAGGUGCAUUGUUCGAGAGGUGCAUGUUCGAGAGGUGCAUGUUCGAGAGGUGCAUGUUCGAGAGGUGCAUGUUCGAGAGGGUGCAUGUUCGGAGAGGUGCAUGUUCGAGAGGUGCAUGUUCUAGAGGUGCAUUUUCGAGAGGUGCAUGUUCGAGAGGUGCAUGUUCGGAGAGGUGCAUGUUCGAGAGGUGCAUGUUCGAGAGGUGCAUGUUCGAGAGGUGCAUGUUCUGAGAGGUGCAUGUUCGAGAGGGCAUGUUCGAGAGGUGCAUGUUCGAGAGGUGCAUGUUCGAGAGGCUGCAUGUUCGAGAGGUGCAUGUUCGAGAGGUGCAUGUUCGAGAG
Messenger RNA from Closterium sp. Naga37s-1, 13973 nucleotides. Lineage: Eukaryota; Viridiplantae; Streptophyta; Zygnematophyceae; Desmidiales; Closteriaceae. The record is from the annotation of a GenBank genome assembly.